AUGAAAGGAAAUUAUUCAAACCUAUUGGAGGAAUUAAAUACUGUAAAAUUGUCGGAAAAAAGAAAAUUGGUUUAUUGCAGUUUUAAGGAGAAGUACACAAAUUUGGAAGAAAAGUAUUUGGAAUUAAUAAAAAAUAAAGAAAACGACCUAAAAUCGAUUAAUGAUUUAAAUUUACGCAUGGACAACCUCACAACACAAUUAUCUAGCAUUCUAGCUAACGAAGCCUAUAAUAAGAAACCAUUGUUUGAUGUACGUGAUGAUCAGCUGCCAGAAUUUAAAAAGGAACAUUGCCAACCAGACUCAAAACCAAUUGAUUGCAAAGCAGCUACCAAGUGCUCUGAAAAGAGUGGUUAUUACAAAAUAUAUUUACCAAGAAAUAAAGCAAAACAAAUUAUGGUAUUUUGUGAUAUGGAAAUUGCUGGUGGUAAUUGGAUGCACAUUUUAAGACGCAUUGAUGGUUCGGAAAAUUUUACACGUCCUUGGUCUGACUACGUAAAUGGAUUUGGCAAAGUAGAGGCUGAGUACUGGAUAGGCUUAGAUAAUUCAAAUGCUCUUACCAACAACAAUGGUCGACAGAUAUUAUAUGUUCAUUUAGAAUAUGAUUUAGGAGUGUCUAGUUAUGCUUUGUAUGAUAACUUUUUAGUAGGGGAUGCCACUGAAUUAUACAAACUAAAAUCUUUAGGCAGAUAUGAAGGCACUGCUGUAGAUGGUAUGUCGUAUGUGUUGAAUAUGAAAUUUAGCACCUUCAAUUACGAUCAUGACGAAUAUAGUGGCAAUUGUGCCGCUGAGUACAAAGGUGGAUGGUGGUAUAAGAAGUGUGGACAUGCAAAACCUACUAGUCAAUAUCAAAAAACCGAAUCAGAAACUGGAAUAAAGUGGCACGAUGAACAAUUGAAAAGACAUCAUUAUAAAAUUAUGUAUUUUAUGAUACGAAGUUUUUAA
Messenger RNA from Calliphora vicina (urban bluebottle blowfly), 942 nucleotides. RefSeq names its product fibrinogen-like protein A. NCBI's taxonomy places the organism in Eukaryota, Metazoa, Arthropoda, Insecta, Diptera, Calliphoridae. The transcript is spliced from 4 exons. Bases 1 to 942 code for a protein of 313 amino acids. The record is from RefSeq and is a predicted model, not a curated record.